CCCAAACGUGCCUUUUGGGAUAUAAAGCACUUUCCAAAAACUUGCCAAACGCAAUAACGCCAACGACUUUGAUUGACUUGGAAAUUGGAAUGGAAGCACUAUGAAUAUUCAUCCCAUCCCAACCCUCCCUCUUAACAUCAGAUAUAUUUUUAUUCAGCCAAAAAAAUCAGAUAUAUAUUUUCUUAGUCUUUCAAAAUCAAAAUGGGGUGUUUGUGUUGGAAGUAUCAAGUUUUGUGUCUACUCUCCUUCCUCUUUCAUUCUACUCCAUUUUCUCUUUCUUCUUCCUUGUCUUCAAUCUCACCUUGCUCUGCUUUACUCCAUUUUAAUCACUCUCUUUCUCUUCAUAGAGAUGCUUCACAGAUGUGUGAUAUUUCUUAUCCAAAGACAGCCUCUUGGAAGGAGGAUAGGGACUGCUGUACUUGGGAUGGCGUCGUCUGUGACCAAACCACACGCCAUGUUAUUGGCCUUGACCUCAGUUGCAGCUGGCUUUACGGCCCUAUUCAUUCCAACAGUACCCUCUUCUUUCUUCGCCAUCUCAUGAGGUUGAAUCUCGAUGGCAAUGACUUCAGUGGCUCCCUAAUUUCGUCCGAGUUUGGCAAGUUUAAGACUUUGACUCAUCUUAACCUUUCUUAUUCCUUUUUUUCUGGCAAAAUCCCAUAUGAAAUCUCUCAUUUGUCUUCGCUGCUUUCACUCGAUCUUUCUUACAACUAUGGGCUUUUAAUUGAAACACCAGUAUGGAAAAGUGUCAUUCAUAACCUUACUCAGUUAAGGGAACUUCUUCUGGAUUUUUCAGAUAUGUCCUCAAUUAGACCUAAUUCUUUGAUGAAUCUAUCCUCCUCUUUCACAACUCUUAGUCUCAAUGACUGUAACUUGCAAGGAAAACUCCAAAAUAACAUCCUCUGCCUUCCCAGAAUACAAACCCUUGAUCUAGGGGUAAAUUGGAACCUUGAAGUUUAUCUUCCAAAGUGUAAUUGGAGCCUUAGUUUCUUGAAAUUCUUAGAUCUCUCUAAGACAAGCUUUUCAGGAGAAUUACCUGAUUCUAUCGGCAAUAUGAAUUCUUUGGAGAAUUUGAAUCUCGCUAAUUGCAAUUUGAGUGGGUCAAUUCCAACGUCACUUGGAAACCUUACAGAACUUACUUCUUUGGAAAUGUCAUCUAAUAACUUCAGCGGUUUGCUGCCGUUGUCACUAUUUAAUUUGCCCAAUCUCUCAACUUUAUACCUUGACAACAAUCAACUUGUUGGUCCCCUUCCUAAUCACGUAAGUGGUUUUAAUAUAAUUGAUCUCUCUUUAGGUUCAAAUUUCCUAAAUGGGACGUUGCCAUCUUGGUUAUUCAAUUUGCCCUCUUUGGUGACGUUAAGUCUUUAUGGUAAUCAAUUCAUUGGUGAAAUUGGCGAAUUCAAAUCCAAUUCAUUGGAGCAUCUUGAUUUGGGUUAUAAUAAGCUACAGGGUUCUAUAUCGAGGUCAAUAUCUAGAUUUGUUACCCUUACUUAUCUAUCUCUCUCAUCAAAUAACUUGAGUAUUAUGUUGGAGUUAGAAAUGUUUUCAAAGCUCAAAAAUCUCAAGUUACUUGAUUUUUCAAAUAAUAACUUAGUUGGCAUCAACAAUAAUGUCACCUAUACCUUGCCCAAUCUUCAACUGUUGAACUUGUCUUCUUGCAACAUUAGUGAAUUCCCAAUUUUUUUAAGAACAACAACAACAUUACAACUCUUAGACCUUUCCAAGAACAUAAUUUAUGGUCAAGUUCCAAGAUGGUUGGGGGAUGUGGGGAGGGAUUCGUUACUUUUUCUUGAUCUUCAUGACAACUUGCUUCAAGGACCAUUUCCCAAUCUAAGUUUUCUUAGUCUACGAUAUAUCUUUGUCUCCAAUAACAAAUUAACUGGAGAAAUCCCUUCUUUAAUUUGCAAUUCAAGUUCCCUUUAUGUUCUAGACUUAUCUCAUAACAACUUAAGUGGCAUAGUUCCUAAGUGUUUGGUACAAUCUAAUGUCCUCUCAGUGUUGGAUUUGCGAAUGAAUGGCCUUCAUAGUACCAUCCCUGCAACAUUUUCCACGGGAAAUAAGUUUAGGAAUAUUAACCUUAAUGGCAAUCAAUUGGAAGGGCCAUUGCCAAGAUCUUUAGCAAAUUGUAGGAACUUGGAAGUUUUAGAUCUUGGAAGUAAUAAAAUAAAUGGAACCUUCCCUUAUUGGUUGGAAGGACUUUCAAAUUUACAAGUUCUUGUCAUAAGAUCCAACAAAUUUCAAGGUGGUAUAGGUAAUCCUAAGACCAAAUUUCCUUUCCCAAAUUUGCGAAUCCUUGACAUCUCUAACAAUGAGUUUAAUGGUCCUUUGCCAAUAAAAUAUUUCAAAUUUUUGAAAGCCAUGACAAAUGUGGAUGAAGGAAAAGUUGCAAUAAAAUAUAUGGGAGAUGGGUAUUAUCAGGAUUCUUUGAAUGUGAUGAUGAAAGGGUUAUAUAUUGAGUUGGUGAGAAUCCAAACUGUUUUCACGAUCAUUGAUUUUUCAAAAAAUAGUUUCAAUGGAGAGAUGCCAAAGAUAAUUGGGAGGCUAAAAUCACUCAAGGGGCUUAACUUUUCUCACAAUAACCUUACAGGUUAUAUUCCAUCAUCAUUUGGAAAUUUGAGCAAUCUUGAAUGGUUAGACCUCUCUUUCAACAAGCUUAUCGGGGAGAUUCCUAGGCAAUUGGCAAAUUUGUCGUGGCUUGAAGUUUUAAAUCUGUCGCAUAACCAACUUACAGGACACAUACCUUCAGGAAAGCAAUUUAAUACAUUUGAUAAUGAUUCAUACACUGAAAACUUGGGAUUAUGUGGAUUUCCGUUGUCAACAAAGUGCAAUAGCUAUGCGGCAAAGAAACCACCACCAUUGACCUUACAACAAAAAGACAAUAUAGAGCCUCAAAAUGGGUUUAGUUGGCAAGCUAUAUUGAUGGGUUAUGGAUGUGGAGUGAUAUUUGGAAUGUUGAUGGGAUAUCUUAUGUUUAAAAUUGGAAAACCAAAGUGGAUUGUGAGGAUGGUCAAGUUAGAGUAACAUAUCAUGCUUAGAAGGCUGAAGAAGAAUGUCCAAAGACAUGGAGGAAAAAAUAACCAGUCAAAACAAUUUGUGGGUGGUUUUGCUAGAGUUUUUAAAGAAGGUUUCAAAGGCAUGUUGUAAUUUGCGGAAACCACUUCAUCAUAAAAUGGUUGGGAGUCUAUGUAGGAUGCAUCUGUUGUGGGUCUUCCUCAUUUCUAGAUCAUGGUGUUUUCAACCAAGGAGGAGAUUCUGGGUGUGCGGGAAUCUGACUUCAACAGCUAAAUAGAAAUUGACUCCAAAUUUGACACUAAUGUUGAAGCCCAGUAGAAAGCGGAGCUCUCCUUCAGCCCUAUCCAUGUGGCAAUAUUAGGCUAAAGAAGAAGCCUCUCUAAACACUCACUUCUUCAUCAUCCUUAUUCACUUUCUUCUUCAUUUUUUAAACAAUGGAGACAGAAUUGCUAUUUAGGAGAAUAUCAACUUCUUUCAUAGUCCUCAAAGCCACAAGACACCAUUCUAUGCCAAGUUGGUUGGCAUCAUUGCUGUUGAAGUAAUUGUAAGAUUCGAGGUUGUUGCCUCCAAUGUUUCAAAACAUAUCAGUAACUUCUGUGCACUUGAACAGAUCAAGACCUCUACGGCUAACGCAAAGUUUAAUUAUUGAGAAGUUCUAGAUUUGGAUGGAAAGCAAAAGAAAAUGCAACAUUUGAGGAAUGUUCUGCAACAGUUGAGGUUCAUAUCAUUUAGGAGUUAAAAGUCAAAGGUGAUUGAGAUUUCAACGGACGCUAUGCAAACACGGUUGGUGAGGAGCUGCAGUAAUAGACUUUAAUUUGGCAAAAGAUAAUUUUCAAGAAAGCUUCUUGAUGGUGUUUUGUUUCCUGGUAUGGAAUUAGUUUAUUAUGCCAAAAUGAAUUGUAGCUGUUUAUGUUGGGACUCAUUUUGUGGAUACACCAAUUUUAUAUUACUAAAUUAAAUACUAAUUAUGGGUGAUUUGUAGAAAUGAUUAAGCACUUAGUUUUGACUGUCAUGCUUGCAUUGUGAUGAAGAAGCUCAUUAACAUUGGGGGUGUGUGUGUGUGUUUUGGGGACAAGGAUGUGCUGCCCAAUUUUGUUAAGCUUCUCCUUGCCUAGUUGUAGUUGUUUAUGUUGAACUCCGAUGACCAA
This is a messenger RNA of Quercus robur (English oak), 4157 nucleotides long. RefSeq names its product receptor-like protein 7. Lineage: Eukaryota; Viridiplantae; Streptophyta; Magnoliopsida; Fagales; Fagaceae. The record is from RefSeq and is a predicted model, not a curated record. Gene Ontology annotation, molecular function: protein binding. Bases 202 to 3018 code for a protein of 938 amino acids. The transcript is spliced from 8 exons.